This is a messenger RNA of Blepharisma stoltei, 1278 nucleotides long. The record is from the annotation of a GenBank genome assembly. NCBI's taxonomy places the organism in Eukaryota, Ciliophora, Heterotrichea, Heterotrichida, Blepharismidae.
AUGUCAGGACUUUCAAGCCUCGAGAUCGACGUAUUCGAUCGCCACAUCACUGAUCUCAUGCAAUGCAAGCCUCUCGCAGAGCUCGAGAUCAAACUUUUAUGUGAAAAAGCCAAAGAAAUCCUUGCUGAAGAAUCAAAUGUCCAAGCUGUCAAAUGUCCUGUCACAGUCUGCGGAGAUAUUCAUGGCCAAUUCUUUGAUUUGCUAGAAUUAUUCAGAAUUGGUGGCAAAGCGCCUGAUACUAACUAUUUGUUCACUGGCGAUUAUGUUGACAGAGGAUACUACUCAGUCGAAACAGUCUCCUUGUUAGUCUGCUUAAAAGUCAGAUAUCGCGACCGCAUUACCAUUACCCGUGGAAAUCACGAAUCAAGACAAAUUACGCAGGUUUAUGGGUUUUAUGAUGAAUGUAUGAGGAAAUACGGAAAUGCAGCGGUCUGGAAAUAUUUCACUGAUCUUUUUGAUUAUUUGCCGGUCACAGCGCUUAUUGAAAGCCAAAUUUUUUGUCUCCAUGGAGGAUUGUCGCCUUCUAUUGAUAUAAAUUUGUAUUUAAAAUAAAUUGAUAAAAAUUUCUUUUAAAAAUCAUAUUGGGAAAUUUAAGGGAAAAUUUUAUACGUUAGAUCAUAUCAGACAGCUCGAUAGAAUACAAGAAGUCCCACACGAAGGGCCAAUGUGUGAUUUAUUAUGGUCUGACCCAGAUGGGAGAUGCGGAUGGGGUAUUUCACCUCGUGGAGCUGGAUAUACAUUUGGCAAAGAUAUUUCAGAGCAAUUCAACCAUACCAAUAACCUGACUUUAAUAGCGAGGGCUCAUCAGCUAGUAAUGCCAGGCUAUGACUGGCAGCAUGAAAGACAUGUUGUUACGAUCUUUUCAGCGCCUAAUUACUGCUAUAGAUGUGGAAACCAAGCUUGCAUCUUAGAAAUUGAUGAAAACUUGAAAUAUACUUUCCUUCAGUUUGACCCAGAUCCUAAUUUCCCCUAAAGAAUGAGUAAGUAAAACCAUUGGAAAAAUGUUUAAAAGAAAAAUUUUUAAUAUAAGUUUUUAGAGAAAAUAUUUUUAUAUAUAUUAAUUAUUAUAAAGAGUAUUUAAAGACAUCUUGCAUUUCAAAUAAAUUAAUAAAAUUAAAUUAAAAAAAUAUAUCGAAAUUUUUUUUGAUAUUUAUAGGAUUUUUUUAAAAAAUAAUUUUCCCCUUUUAAGAAGGAAUAUAAAAAUCUAGCUCCUCUAAAGAUGGGAGUAAGCAAAAUGAGCCUAACCAAGUAAGAAAAACUCCAGACUACUUCUUAUAA